CCCGGAGCACAAAGUUUUUGGGAAGUGUUGAAAAAAUUGUUUCAUCAGUGUUGUUUGUGAUCCGGUUAAAAAUUCCCUUAUUUCGGUAAUACAACUCUCUCUUCUGCUUCUCGAGAAGAAAAAAAUGUACUCAUGAGGAAAAUCGAUUCUAAAAAAUUUCGUGACUUUCACUGUCGAAAGCGUACAUUUUCUACUCUAAGUACUAAACUCUGCAAUUCAAAAUGCUCAAAAAAAGCGAUUACCCUGAUAAAAACAAUUUUUUAGUCGUCCAAUGUGAUCCAUUGGAUAUUUCAGUCUGGGAGGUUUCAACAAUUUUUCCACAUUUGAACCUAAAAGUUCAUGGAAAAACUCACAGAGCCAACGUUUAAAUUUUUUGCAACAUAUUAUGAUAAAAAAUGAGGAAAUGACGUUUUCGAAGAAAAAAAUGCUAAAAAUCUUUGUCAGUCUGAGAAGAGAAUCAAACUCCAGUCGUCGAACGAGUUUCCCUUUAAAACGGUUUGAACGAAAUAAAAAAAUCACGAGAGCAGCUUAUUGAAGUGAAAAAAAAUCGGAAGUUUGUAUGACUUAGUAAUUUAAAGCUCGAACAGCAGUUUACUUUGCUAUUAUUAAAUUAAUUGUUUAAUCAAACUUUGGUGAAGCUGAGGUUACUUACGUAUAAUUGUAUAUGUAGACGCACACUUAAUUCUUGAUAAGUCUUGUAUGCUCUUGCGCGUAUUUACCGAGCUGGUAAAAAAGCCACCGAUGAAUUCUGUUUGUAAUUGUGAGAUCCAAGUGGGAGCAGCUCAAGCGCAAGGUUUUUUGUAUUUCGACGUCUCGGGGUUUUCAGUAAAUUUGUGUCUUUCGCGAGAGUCAAACCGCGUGUUUAGCUCGAACGCUUCUGUUUCAACCACUUUUGUCUUCUCGCGCAGAGAAACGGCGAGACUCGAACGAUCGGCGAAUCGUCGGUUCAUUGUCAAGGGAGAGCCUAGGAUGACUCUCGGUAUCCAAUCCCUUACUUUUUCCUUCGCUUUAACCACGAUUCUUGGAUUAACACGAGUCACUGGUGUUUCCACGAAAUUCGAUGGAAGCUGUCCCGCGAUAUCCAUGGCAAGUACCUUGACUCAGACGGAGCUUUUGCAGGAACUCACAAACGACUGUCGAUAUGAUAAAAUGGUUCGACCGCCUGGAGAAGUCAACGCUAGUGAUCCGACCAUCGUGGUUUCCAGGGCUUAUAUUUACACCAUCAAAUCCAACAUGGCCAAGACAUUGCAAUUCGACGUCCACAUGAUGCUACAAUUUCGUUAUCUUGAUCCCCGCUUAAAAUAUUCCGACAUUGCGCCUCGUUUCACGCAAAUCUUUGGAGGUCAGUCGGCCCACGACUUAAUAUGGACGCCCACAGUAUUCGUUGCGAACGAGCGCAGUUCCGUCAUAAUGGGAAACAGCGUUAAAGAUCUCUUGAUAUCGAUCGACCCCUCGGGAAUGGUUGUCCUAAAUACGAGACUCGAGGCGAUUUUGAACUGUGGCCUGCGUCUCGAAAAAUUUCCAUUCGAUGUUCAAGAGUGCCCACUGGUUUUCGAGAGCUGGACCCACAACAUCCAGGAAAUGAAACUGGACUGGGACGAGGCUCCGAUAAUCCUGGCCGAUGAAUUGCAUCUGACCGAAUAUCGACUGGUUGAGAAAUGGGUCAAUAAGUCCGCGGUCUCUUACACUGCGGCGCAACAGCACUACGGCCACUUCGCUGGAAAUUUCAGCUCGAUAAGCAUCACUUUCAAACUCGCUAGGGAAAUGGGCUUCUUCAUGAUGGACUAUUACAUCCCCUCGAUACUCAUCGUUGUCAUAUCCUGGGUCUCGUUCUGGCUUCACAUGGACGCUGGCCCACCACGAAUUGUGCUCGGGACAAACACUAUUUUGGCGUUCAUGACACUGGCCUCGAAAGUGGAAAAUUCGCUGCCCAAGGUUUCGUACAUAAAAGCGAGCGAAAUAUGGUUUCUGGGCUGCACUAUUUUUCUCUUCGCUGCGAUGGUCGAAUUCGCUUUCGUCAACACGAUUUAUCGAAGGAAGAAAAACGUGCCUCUGAAAAAGGUCAACAGCAAAUAUAUCCUCAAAUCGACCCUCACCCCACGCCUCGCGAGGAAACAAUUCCACAAAAACACAACCGGACUAGAGAGAUCACGAUCUUGGUCGUCCCUCGAUAACGCUAAUUCUAUGGAGCAGGAUUACACCUAUCAGAAUUACCUCACGGUCCACAGUUUUCCCAGCACGAUCAACAUUCCGUCGGUAAAAAUAGAGGAAGACGAGAAAGAUAAGGAUACUUCGAACGGCAGCGUAUUGACGAUAGAGUCGAGCUCACCGCCAGCGCCGGCUCCCCCGCCACCGAAAUCAUUCGCACGGAGACCGACACUCGCGAAGCUUCACAACUUUACGACGAUGACGCCUCAACAAAUCGCCCAAUGGAUCGACAAGCGCAGCAGGAUCGUCUUUCCCGCUGCUUUCCUCAUAUUCAAUAUUUUGUACUGGUCGUUCAUUUGGAUUUAAGGUGGAAAAAUUCGUCGGAGGCUAAAAAGUGUAGACUUCGUAAGAUCGAUUUAGUUGAACGAGUAAUUCGAUCAUCGCAUUCUUGAUUUUUAAUUCAGUUCGUUUUGUUUUCAUCGUCGAUGACAGUUGCGAAUGAAGGUUCUUAAGGAAUCAUCGAUUUUUCUAUAAUUUAAUGUUUUUUCGUUGAUUAUUGCGAAUCAAGGAUCAAUGUACAAGUCAAGUACGGUGCAGAACGAGUUUUUUCAAUCCGAGACGAGAAACUUGUUGGUUCAAAUCACCAAAAGUUCCGUUGAAUCAAUGUCAAUUAAAUUCAUAGACUCAACAAAAAUUUUAUUGACUCGAUCGCUCAAUGCGUUGGCUUUAAUAUUGCUCACGAAAACGAAAGGGUCGUUGAGUCAACAAAUGUCCCGUCGAUAAUCCAACGAAAGUUUUAUCCAAUCAUCACGUUUCCCGUCUCAGUCCAUAAUUAUGAGUGUAGGAAAGCUGUCUCGGGUCUGAGAGACCCGGAGAGACGCAAAUCCCUCGAUUUCCUAACCAACGAAUAUUUAUUCCCCCAAACUUCGAAUAUCUGGUUUGAUUUUUAAUAAAAAUGUAAACAGACCCGGUUUUGUUGAUACUUAAAACCGCAGGAUAACCGGGUCUCGCAGACCUCGAGGCCGGAGGCUCGGAGCGGAGCGGAAAGUAAGCGCGCUCCCAAAGUUGUGGCUGCUAAUAAAAAAUAUUAAAAUAAGUCAUUUAUACACAAAUAUACAGCGCAAUAAAAAAAAGCUUUUCCAUGA
Messenger RNA from Venturia canescens, 3293 nucleotides. Its product is annotated as Secretory chloride channel. Gene Ontology annotation, molecular function: transmitter-gated monoatomic ion channel activity involved in regulation of postsynaptic membrane potential; excitatory extracellular ligand-gated monoatomic ion channel activity; chloride channel activity. Lineage: Eukaryota; Metazoa; Arthropoda; Insecta; Hymenoptera; Ichneumonidae. The record is from RefSeq and is a predicted model, not a curated record. Bases 700 to 2514 code for a protein of 604 amino acids. Gene Ontology annotation, cellular component: neuron projection; plasma membrane; synapse. The transcript is spliced from 9 exons. Gene Ontology annotation, biological process: regulation of membrane potential; nervous system process; chemical synaptic transmission.